AUGCAGCCGCAGCUGCAGCAACAGCAACAGCAGCAUGUCUUGCUGCAGCAGCUGCAACAACAGCAGCAUGUCUUGCUGCAGCAGCUGCAGCAACAGCAACAGCAGUAUGUCUUGCUGCAGCAGCUGCAGCAACAGCAACAGCAACAUGUUUUGCUGCAGCAGCUGCAGCAACAGCAACAUGUUUUGCUGCAGCAGCUGCAGCAACAGCAGCAUGUUUUGCUGCAGCAGCUGCAGCAACAGCAGCAUGUCUUGCUGCAGCAGCUGCAGCAACAGCAACAUGUUUUGCUGCAGCAGCUGCAGCAACAGCAACAUGUUUUGCUGCAGCAGCACGUUUAG
This is a messenger RNA of Eimeria acervulina, 336 nucleotides long. RefSeq lists its product as hypothetical. The transcript has 2 exons. Bases 1 to 336 code for a protein of 111 amino acids. The record is from RefSeq and is a predicted model, not a curated record. NCBI's taxonomy places the organism in Eukaryota, Apicomplexa, Conoidasida, Eucoccidiorida, Eimeriidae.